AAAAAAACGCUUUAGAGAAGAACAUGGAAGAUAAAACUGGAAAAUCAGAGCAAAAUGUUACCAAAGAUAUGAUUUUGGAGAAAAAUACUUCACAGACGAGUAAUUUGUUGAAAAUUUCUGAAGAAAUAGACGAUGAUGAUGAUGUACCUCUUCAGUCAAGAGUAGACAAAUUGAAAAAAAACCGCCAAAAUGAUCCAAUUGUAGAUCCGGAACUUUUAAAAGAUAUUGACAAGUCAAUUGGUACGGAUUUAACAAUGUCUCCACUACCAAGUGAACAAAGUGAGAACAUUCCUGCUACUAAUGCAACAACUAAGAGUGUGUCUGCUACACAUAACACAACUGACAAAGAGAGCAGGGAUGAAAGCAAGCAAGAAGAAGUUCAACCAAAAGUGCAAAGCAAUCCAGUAAAGAAUAGUCUUGGCCAAAAAAAACCCAAAGAUGAUUCAAGAAUAACAACAUUAAAGGACAAGAUGCAAGAAAUACAUUUAGACAUAGAGAGAAACCCAAAAAAGUACAAAGAAUCGACAAUCAGAAUUAUGAGAAAUCUCAAAAGAAUGGAAAAGGCAAGCAAGGAAAUCAGGAAAGGUGAAGCAAAAAAGAAAGAAAAAGGGCCAAUAGAAGAGAAAACUGUGGAAAAAGAAGUACAAGAAGGAAAAAAAGGGACUGAAAAAGAGAAAAGCCCUAAAGACAAAACUGUGGAAGAUGUCUUUCCAAAGACAACAAAUGUAGAAGAAGGACAAGAGGGAAAAAAAGAGCCUGAAAAGGAGAAAAUCCCUAAAGAGAAAACAGUGGAAGAUGAGUCUACAAAGACAACAGAUCCGAAAGCACAAAUUGCACCUGAUUUUGUUCAAAUUGAGGAUGAAACUUAUCUUCUAGAUCAAGAUGAUGAUAAAGUUUCCACAAAACUUAGUGAGGAGACAGCUCCAUCAUCACAAAAAAGUGAUCAGUCAACCAAAAUGAAAACAAGAUACAAAAUGGUUGCAAGGAAAAACAAAAACAAAAGCCUUGUUGUUGUGCCAAGUGGUAGAAUUACAAGGAGCCAAGAUGUUCUGUUAGAUGAAUCUAAAAAGGGAAGCCUGAAGAAGGAUGUUGAGCCUGCUAAAGAAACCGCAAAAAUAGGACAGAAGAGAAGAAUGUCUACAAGGAAUUUUCCUAUUCAAAAGGAAGCUGAUGCACCACCUCCAGCACCUACUCCAAUAAAAAAAAUGGCAGGUGCUCCUGCUGAAUAUCCUCCAGACCAAGGCAAAAAGGGUGGGAAAAAGAAAACUCUAGAAGUGAAGAAAACUUCUAAGGUUGCUGGCAAAAGAAAAGCAGAUGUCAGUCCUGCCAAGAGAAAUGCUGGAAAGAGAAAAAAAAUACAAGAAGUACCAUCAGAUGAACCCUCUCAAGAUCCUGACAGUGAUGAUGAUAGUGAAGAGUCAGUUUAUAGAGCAGAAGAAGAGCCUGUCAGUGAGGAUGAUUAUGAGGUGGAGGAAGAGGAGGAAGAGGAAGAAGUAAAGCCAAGGAAGAAACAGGCAAAGAAAGGGAAUUCAGUGAAGGCAAAGGUUGAAAAGGAGGAGCAAAAGAUGGUACUGUAUGAUGAAGGAAAGAUUGAAGGUAGGAGAAAAAAGAAAAUGAAAACUGAAAUGGUUCAAGCAAUAGAAACUGAUGAAGUUGAGGAAAUUCAGGAAGAUGAAUUUGAGGAAGAGAAAUCUUCAAAGAGAGGAGGACAUGUGAAGUUCAUUGCAUGGAUAAAAAAGAUGACACCUACCCAAAAACAACAAAUUAUUGAUAUAGGGUUAGGAUCACUUCUUGACAUUAGUUUACCUCAACUUGAUCAAAAGUUCUGUAACUGGUUAUUGGGAAGUUUUGAAGAAAAUAGCCAGUAUUUUGAACUACCAAAGAAUGAAAAAAUAGAAAUUGAGGUAGAGGAUGUUAGGGUAGUUUAUGGCUUGCCUACAGGAGAAAUUCCAAUUGUUGAGCCAAAGUCUGAUAAAAUUAGUGAGGAGUAUGCAGAAUUUCUGAAGAAAUGGAGAAAAUCAUGGUCAGGAAAAACUCCAUCAGUGAGUCAGAUUGUGAAUGGAUACAUAAAUGAUAAAUUCACCAACAACAGACCACCAAGUGAACAUUUCAUUACUAACUUUUUAGCAGUGGCUGUGAACUGCUUGAUGAAAUGUGUAUCAAACAAUCAAUGCCAUUUCAAAUUUCUUUAUUCUAUGAUGGACAAAGAAAACAUAAAAAAUUUGAACUGGUGUCAGUUUGUAUAUGACUCACUUAUUAAAUGUCAUGUUGAUUGGAGAAAGCAGCAAGGCAAGGGGUUCUACAAAGGCCCUCUUCAAUUUCUGAUGUUGUUCUAUUUUGAUAGAGUUCAGAGGUUAGACAAAAGGCCUCCAAGAACAAUUCCUAUCAUAUCUGCAUGGAAUAGAGACAUGGUUCUUGAGAGGUUGAAGAUUGAAUUAGAAUUGGGAUUUGGGAGAGGGAAAAUUCUACCAAGGAUUGCUGCAGAAGUUGAAGAAAGUCCUAAGGUUUUUAUGGAUGAUUUUGUUUCCCUGGUAAAAACAACUUGUUCAAACCUGUCAAAGCUUUCUUCAAAAUUGGUGAAGGCAAAGGAUAUCUUCCCUGGAAAUGACUUGGUGAAAAAAGUUGAUGAAGUUUUAGGAAAGGUGGUAGCUAGGGAACCAUCAAUUCUAAGCCAAGAUGAAGAAUUCUUUGGCAGUGAGGAUUUCCUAAAUGCACUUGCACAAGCUGAGAAGAAUCUGAUGCAAGGGUCUGAAAAGCAAACAACUGAGAAGCAAAUGACUGGGAAGAAAUUAACCAAAAAGGGAAAGGAAAAAGAACAAGAAUAUGACAUCAGAAAAGCUUUCAGCUUGGGGUUGACUCCACCUUCUCCAGCCAUUGAAACAGGGCCCACCUUUUCAACACUUGGUGAUAUAAUUGAACAACCAAUAAUUUCAACAAAUGCUGGAGAAAAGGAUGUGGGUAAAACUUCAGCAGCUUCAGAACAAAGAAUUGAAGAAUUUUCUAGAACUGCAACUGGUUCAAAACUUGAUGCUGACACUAGGUCAGAUAAUGAAGGAUUGCCUAGAACAGGAUCUGGUUCAGUGGUUGAUGCUGACCCUAGGUCAGAUGGUGGUGAAAAAAGUGAUGAUCCAAAAAACACAGUUGGAGGUGGAAAACAAAACAAGGAAGAUGGUGUUACAUAA
Messenger RNA from Chenopodium quinoa (quinoa), 3182 nucleotides. RefSeq lists its product as uncharacterized. The transcript has 22 exons. NCBI's taxonomy places the organism in Eukaryota, Viridiplantae, Streptophyta, Magnoliopsida, Caryophyllales, Amaranthaceae. The coding region runs from base 24 to 3182 and encodes 1052 amino acids. The record is from RefSeq and is a predicted model, not a curated record.